Molecule: messenger RNA, 573 nt
Organism: Insectozyma verbasci
Lineage: Eukaryota; Fungi; Ascomycota; Pichiomycetes; Serinales; Debaryomycetaceae
Source: the annotation of a GenBank genome assembly
AUGUUUUUCAUUUUAUUAGUAUUUAUUUCAUUAGUUAUUUCAACACCACCUGCUUGUUUUUUAAGUUGUAUGAGUGAAAUUGCAAUUAGUAAAUGUUCCAGUUUAUCUAAUUUAACAUGUUGUUGUAUUAAUGAAGAUUCAAUAAUUGGUUGUUUAAUCGAUAUUUGUCCAUAUGGCGUAUUUUUAAGUGCAAGAGAUCAUUAUCUUGGAACUUGCUUAGAACAUGGUAAACCAACAAUAACAAAUCCAGAACCACCAGAGCCAAUAUAUCCUAAAAACAAACCAAAUAACAUAAGUACUACCAAAAUUGAAUCAAAACCAACUAAAAAAUCAUCAUUACCGCUUGAAUUAAUAUGUGAAUGUAAAUCAAAACAUCAAUUGACCAAUUUUGACGAAUAUUUUAUAAUUAGAAAACCAAGAAAUGAAUCAACUUUUCAUUUUAUAAAUGGUGAUAAAAAGAAAAUAUUCAUUAAUAACCAAAUUGAUUAUUCAAAUGAUUCAUUAAUUUUUAAAAUUGAAGAUUUGGAUAUAGAUCCCAAAAUUAGAUCAUCAAGGGAUAAAUUAAUUAAUUAA